AUGCACGUCAUGAAAACAGUGGCUGCACAGGAUGACUCUUGGAUCAUUGGAGGUCAAGAGUGCCCCAAGCACGCUCAACCUUUCCAGGUCAUCCUCUCCAACAACAAGAAAAAUGGUCCAGAUGUUCAAUGUGGUGGAGUCCUGAUAGACAAGGACUGGGUACUUACUGCAGCUCACUGUGAUCACCAGGGGGAUAUUUAUACCCGGAUGGGUGAUUACAGCCUUCGAGCCAACGAGGGUUCUGAGCAAUGCAUCUCCUCUGUGCAGAAAUUCCGACAUCCAGCCUAUAACCCCACCACACAAGAUAGUGACCUCAUGCUGCUACAGUUGCGCAACUCCGCCAGCAUUAACCAGUAUGUCUGACCCAUUGAGCUGGCCACCGAAUGUACUCAGCCUAACACUCGUUGUGAGGUAUCAGGCUGGGGCACCAUCAAGUCACCACAAGCUGAAUACCCUGACCUCCUACAGUGUGCAAGGGUCUAUACAAUACCCCAUGAAGACUGCAAACAGGCAUACCCAAACUCUAUCAUGGAAAACAUGCUAUGUGCUGGUGUGAGAGGAGGUGUGGACUCUUGUCAGGGUGACUCUGGGGGACCCUUAGUGUGCAACAACAGACUCCAAGGGAUCAUCUUCUGGGGGAUGCAAAUCUGUGCCCAACCUGGGAAGCCUGGAUUUUAUGCAGACAUCUGCCGAUUCACCAACUGGAUUCACGACACCAUGCAGAGAAACUCGGGCAACCAAGCUGUGUAUUCCCGCUAG
Molecule: messenger RNA, 759 nt
Organism: Candoia aspera
Lineage: Eukaryota; Metazoa; Chordata; Lepidosauria; Squamata; Candoiidae
Product: trypsin-3-like
Exons: 5
Biological process (GO): proteolysis
Molecular function (GO): serine-type endopeptidase activity
Source: RefSeq, a predicted model, not a curated record